This is a messenger RNA of Drosophila busckii, 3061 nucleotides long. RefSeq names its product semaphorin-2A. Bases 671 to 2896 code for a protein of 741 amino acids. The record is from RefSeq and is a predicted model, not a curated record. Lineage: Eukaryota; Metazoa; Arthropoda; Insecta; Diptera; Drosophilidae. The transcript is spliced from 16 exons. Gene Ontology annotation, molecular function: semaphorin receptor binding; chemorepellent activity. Gene Ontology annotation, biological process: neural crest cell migration; axon guidance; semaphorin-plexin signaling pathway.
CAGUUUCAGUUUGUGCUACAAACGCGUUUUGAACGGUACCAAGUGGCAUGCAACGCGCUAAAGCAAGCAGCGUAUAUUUGAUAAACUCGUCUAAAGCGCAGCAAACCAAACAAACCAUAAGAAAUAUAUAAAUAAAUAUUUAAAAGUGCGAACAACUUAAAGUGCGAAAUAAAAAUAAAAUAUAAACUUUGCAGCAAGUGAGUGCAACUGACAAGACUGAAGGUGUGCUGCAGCCGAAGUCAACAGCAUAGCCGAAGUUAGAACGAGCGUGCGCCGCCUUCGUGUUUACGCCUUCGCUUCCAACUGUUUAUUUAACACAGUUACUCGUGCUGCGGAGCUUCAGUUCGUAACUUCAACUCGUGCCGUACACACACAGACACAGUCACACACACACACGCACACAAGCGCACGCAUACACGCGCGUCAAGUUUCGCGUAGUCUCGUUUACUUUGCUUUGAACUUCUCUCGCUAUCGCGUGUGUUGUAAACAGUUUUUGUGGCAAAUUGGCUCAAAUGUUAAGCAAGUUGCUCAAUACGCAACAUUUUUGUUUGCCAACGUUAUAAAUUAAACGCUCAAAUAUAUAAAAUAUAUAAAGUUGGGAACGCUAGACAGUUCGAGUGUUUGCUGCUGCUUUUCGAUUGCAACUGUUUUGUGUCCGUGAAACGGCAGCAUGUGGCACACUGUGUGCGGCAGCAUUUGGCUGCUUAUGCUGUGCGCCUCAAUAAUUUAUGUGGAUUAUGCUGGGGCGGAUUAUGAGAACACUUGGAAUUUAUAUUACGAGCCACCUUGUUGCACGGGCGCAUCAGCUGCUGCCCAUCACCUGCGCCAUCACAAAGAACAUGUCAAGGACUUUAGCUGCGGACCGCUGCACUACAAGACUUUCUAUGUGGAUGAGCGCAACAAUGCGCUAUAUGUGGGCGCCAUGGAUCGCAUAUUUCGCUUGAAUCUGCGCAACAUCAGUCAAUCCAUUUGUGAGCGCGAUGUUUUAAUACUGGAACCCACUGGCUCUGAUAUACUCAACUGUGUGUCCAAGGGCAAGCGAGAGAAGGUGGAGUGCCGCAAUCACAUACGCGUCAUACAGCCGAUGAACUUUAAUGGGCAUAAGCUUUACGUUUGCGGCACGAAUGCGCACAACCCCAAGGAUUAUGUUAUAAAUGCGAACUUAACACAUUUACCCAGAUCCCAGUACGUGCCCGGCGUUGGUUUGGGCAUUGGCAAGUGUCCCUACGAUCCUGCUGACAACUCAACCGCCGUCUAUGUGGAAAGCGGAAAUCCCUUUGGUUUGCCAGCGCUGUAUGCUGGCACCAAUGCCGAAUUCACCAAAGCUGAUUCGGUUAUAUUUCGCUCGGAUCUCUAUAAUCUAACUAAUGGACGCAAGGAGGCCAAUUUCAAGCGCACUGUGAAAUACGAUUCCAAAUUGCUAGACAAACCCAAUUUUGUGGGCUCGUUCGACAUUGGCGACUACGUCUAUUUCUUCUUUCGCGAACACGCCGUCGAGUACAUCAAUUGUGGCAAGGCGGUGUAUUCGCGUGUGGCACGUGUGUGCAAGAACGAUCGCGGGGGCAAGUACAUGAUCAGCCAGAAUUGGGCAACGUACUUGAAGGCGCGCAUGAACUGCAGCAUAUCGAGCGAGUUUCCGUUCUACUUUAAUGAAAUCCAAUCCGUUUACAAGAUGCCCAACGAUGAUAGCAAAUUCUAUGCGACGUUCACAACGAAUACAAAUGGACUGAUUGGCUCCGCUGUCUGCAGCUACGAUAUACGGGAUAUCAAUGCGGCCUUUGAAGGCAAGUUCAAGGAGCAAGCAACAUCGAACAGCGCCUGGCUGCCCGUGCUGAACUCGAAAGUGCCGGAACCACGUCCGGGCACUUGCCACAAUGACACGGCCACACUGCCGGACUCGGUGUUGAAUUUCAUACGCAAACAUCCGCUAAUGGACAAGGCGGUCGAUCAUGAAUUUGGCAAUCCGGUCUUUUACAAACGCGACGUUAUACUCACGCGCCUCGUAGUCGACAAAAUACGCAUCGACAAGCUGAACCAAGAGUUUCUGGUUUACUUUGUGGCCACAACAGCUGGACAGAUUUACAAGAUUGUGCAGUUCAUGCGCUACGGGCAGCGGCAAUCGAAUCUGAUCGAUGUGCUGGAGGCGACGCCGCGCAACGAGCCCAUACGCGAGAUGACGCUGAGCCAGAAGACGGCGUCGCUCUAUCUGGCGACGGAUCAUCAGGUGAAGCAGAUCGAUGUGGCGAUGUGUGCGCGACGCUAUGACAGCUGCUUCCGCUGCGUGGCCGAUCCGUAUUGUGGAUGGGACCAGGAGGUGAAGGCCUGUCGCCCCUAUCAGCUGGGACUGCUGCAGGAUGUGGCCAAUGAGACGUCGGGCGUAUGCGAUACGAGCGUGCUGCGCCAGCGUGUGACGAGCUCCUAUGGCCAGACGCUGCACUUGUCCUGUUUUGUCAAGAUGCCGGAGGUGCUGCGCAAGCGGCAAAUACGUUGGUAUCAUCACUCCACGGAGAAGGGGCGCUACGAGGUGCGUUAUAGGCCCAGCAAAUACAUUGAAACAAACGAGGGUGGGCUGGUGCUGUUGGCGGUGAAUGAGGGCGACGAUGGGCGUUAUGAUAGCUACCUGGAUGGCUCACUGCUUUGCAGUUAUGGCGUUACCGUGGACGCGCACAGAUGCUCGCCGCCUUCGCAGAAGCACGACUAUCAGAAAAUCUAUCUACAGUGGUGCAACGAGUUCGAGAAGUACAAAUCAGCUAUGAAACAGUGGCAGACCAAACAGGAGCAAUGCGGCCUCAAGGACAAGUCGACAGCGAGCAGUAGUGCCACAACUGGAGCUGGAGCUGGCGCUGUAGCUGGCAAGCAUGUCAAUGAUGUUUACAGCAAUGAUGCGCUCGUCUGACCCCGCAAGUAUCUGUACCCAGAGUUCUUGUCGGCCAGCGCGUGCUCAAACUUCGGCCAACAAUUGUACAUUAUAUUUAUUCUGCUUGCCCUCUGUGCUAGUUUCUAAAGUAACUUAGUUAUAACCAAGCUACGAUUAAGCAGCAGCAGCAGCAGCAAUGACAAG